AUGAAGCAAGGGAUAGAAUGGCGGAUUGCAGCAACGUUCCUUGUCGCCUUAGUAAUAAAUGAAGUAAGCAUAGUGAAUGGCAAGAACAUUACGUCUGGAGACGAGAAUUCUUCGGAAAGUACAGGGAACAAGGAGAAACUGACGGAUCUAGAAGGAUCAGAGACCUCGUACAGUUUCAGUUUCGCAAACAGUUUCGGAAAUGCGUUCAAUUCGUUUCCUCAUUCGAUACAGCAGCAGACUGCGUUUCCAUCUAUUUUUCCAAGUGGUGGGUUCAACUUUGGACAAAACCUAACUGCUACUAUCCAUCAAGAGAUUAUGUGCGGUGAUACCUUUCCGCGUGGUUGCGGAGAACAAAGAUAUCGGACCUACGACGGCUCUUGCAACAAUCUACGCAAUCCGACGUGGGGUAUGGCAAACACGAGAUAUGGACGACUUCUGCCAGCAAAUUACGGAGACGGGAUACGAUCGCCCACGAAUUCAGUAACUGGAGCAGAAUUACCACUUUCUCGAUUGGUCAGCUACACACUGUUUCCCAACAUCGACAUCGACGACCCAAUUUGGUCUCUAGCAGCAAUGCAAUGGGGGCAAAUUAUUACCCAUGACAUGGCUAUGAUCGACGGAACUACUCAAUCAAAACCACACGUAACGCAAUGCUGUACGGACGAUGGACAAUUGGUAGACCCGUUGUUACUUCACGGUCAUUGUUAUCCCAUAAUUAUACCUUACAACGAUCCCACCUACAGCAAGGCAAACACGAGAUGUCUCAACUUCGUUCGUAGUACAACUGACCUUGACCGAGGCUGUUCGUCCCAGUACAAACCAGCAGAACAGUUGACUGUUGUUACACAUUACAUGGACCUCUCUCUGGUGUACGGAUCUAGCGCUCAGAUGGCGGCCAGUCUGCGGGCUGGACUCGGUGGCCGCAUGAACGUAGACAUCCGACAUAACAAAGAAUGGCCACCUGCGGCAGUUAAUAAGAGCCAACUCUGCGAAACCGCGGAUCCUAAUGAAGUUUGCUAUCAAACUGGCGACACCCGUGCCAAUCAGAAUCCCCAGCUGACUGUUCUACAAAUAAUAUUACUUAGAGAACAUAAUCGCGUCGCUGACACUUUAGCCCGUGUAAAUCCUCAUUGGACAGACGAAACAAUUUUCCAAGAGACGAGACGAAUUGUAAUUGCAGAACAUCAACACAUUUCAUACUAUGAAUGGUUGCCAAUAUUUUUAGGCGUGGAGACUACAUAUGGCAAUCAAAUUUUGUACCACACCAAAGGUUUCGUGAACGACUACGAUCCAAAUGUGAAUGCACAUGUACUGAAUGAGCAUUCGAACGCAGCCUUCAGAUAUUUCCAUUCUCUAAUCGCCGGUUACCUCAAUCUGGUGAGCGAGCAUCGAUCUUCAAACGGCGCCUUGAGGCUCAGUGAUCACUUCAACAGACCAGGAAUUAUUGAAGAAUGUAACAAUAUGGACGACCUGACGAGAGGCAUGGCUUAUCAGCAAGAAAAAGCUAGCGAUCAAUAUUUCGAUCCAGAGAUCACGGAAUUUUUAUUCAGAAACGGAAGACCGCUUGGAUCGGAUCUUCGAGCGACAGAUAUUCAAAGGGACCGCGAUCACGGUCUCGCAUCUUACAACAGUUUCCGCGAGUAUUGCGGCUUGCCUAGAGCAAAAUACUUCAACGAUUUCACAGACUACAUUUCACCUUCGAAUGUGGCAAAAUUAGCUGAAUUGUACGCCAGUCCUGACGACGUCGAAGUGACCGUAGGAGGAGGGUUAGAGGCACAUGUAGCAGGAACACUUUCUGGUCCUACAUUUUUAUGCAUUCUUACUAGACAAUUUUAUCGAACGCGAGUUGGUGAUCGCUUUUGGUAUGAAAGAGGCAAUCACGAAGUAGCGUUUACUAUAGAGCAAUUAAAUGAAAUUCGAAAAACUAGUAUAUCCAGAUUAUUCUGUGAUAAUGGUGAUCAUAUCACAAAUAUGCAACUAAAAGGAUUCCGACGAGUAUCACAAACUAAUCCUAUCACGAGCUGCGAUAAUAUUCCAUCAAUAGAUCUUUCGUUGUGGAAAGAUUAUGCUCCUCAAUUAGCAACAUCAAAAUAUACAAUUCCUACACUUUAA
Molecule: messenger RNA, 2112 nt
Organism: Habropoda laboriosa
Lineage: Eukaryota; Metazoa; Arthropoda; Insecta; Hymenoptera; Apidae
Product: peroxidase-like
Biological process (GO): response to oxidative stress
Molecular function (GO): heme binding; peroxidase activity
Source: RefSeq, a predicted model, not a curated record